Messenger RNA from Musa acuminata AAA Group (dessert banana), 1906 nucleotides. RefSeq names its product transcription factor TGA1-like. The transcript has 11 exons. Gene Ontology annotation, molecular function: DNA-binding transcription factor activity; sequence-specific DNA binding. Gene Ontology annotation, biological process: DNA-templated transcription; regulation of DNA-templated transcription. The record is from RefSeq and is a predicted model, not a curated record. The coding region runs from base 517 to 1614 and encodes 365 amino acids. Lineage: Eukaryota; Viridiplantae; Streptophyta; Magnoliopsida; Zingiberales; Musaceae.
GGGAUACCGACCUCCGCUGGGUGCGUGUUUGCUUGGCCGUCCGCUUCCUUCCUGUUUUUUUAACUUCGCUCUCUUGCUCGCGCAAGCAAAGCCACCGAGGAGGGAAGGCAGUGGGGAGGUGAGAGAGGCGAAAGGGACGGCGAUGGAGGCUCUGAGGAACCGGCGAUUCCGACCCCGAUGCCGCUAGGCCUGCCGGGAGCAUCUCGCAGGAUCUCGAGGUCUUUAUUCUGAAAGCAGGUCAAGUAUUAUCUCGGGCUCAAGAUUGAGCUUUUUUUUGGCUACUACAAGAUGGUCUUAUGCAAAUGGGAUGAAUUCUUUAAUCUACGCGCUUUCGUUUUAGAACGAAAGAAAAUUGAUGAGUCGUUAUUGUUGUUGUUGCUGGCUACUUGGGACAUUUUGGAACAAUGAUCGACCACCCCUUGCUUCGGGAGGUAGUGAAAAUUUUGUAUACCUCGAAAGAGAUGGACAAACUAGUCAACCUCUGAUAAAGAACAUAUCUAUCUCAGUUCAAAUAACAUGAGCUCUGCAUCGACUCAAUUUGCAUCCCCUAGAAAGAUGGGUAUAUUUGAACCAAACCACCAGAUAGGCAUGUGGGGAGAUACCUUUAAAGCUGACAGCAGUCAAAAUACAGGGGCAUCAUCAAUCGUAGAGGCAGAGAUAAAACUCGACAAUAGGUUAGAAGAUAGUCCUCAUACCAUGCUAGGGCCAUCAAAAAAAUACGACCAAGAAGCAAACAAGCCUACAGAUAAGGUAUUAAGACGUCUUGCACAGAACAGAGAGGCUGCUCGAAAAAGUCGUCUGAGAAAGAAGGCUUAUGUUCAACAAUUAGAAUCGAGCCGUCUAAAACUAGCGCAGAUAGAACAGCAGCUUGACCAGGCUAAGCAGCAGGGUGUCUACAUUGGUGGGAAUUUAGGAGAGUCAACUCUUGGACUAUCAGGAAGUGUCAAUUCAGGUGUUACUGCUUUUGAGAUGGAAUAUGGGCACUGGGUUGAAGAACAAAACCGACAGACUAGUGAACUUAGAGCUGCUUUGCAAGCACAUGUAUCUGAUAUAGAGCUUCGCAUGCUUGUAGAGAGUGCAUUGAGCCACUAUGACAAUCUUUUUCAUAUCAAAGCAAUUGCUGCGAAAUCUGAUGUCUUCUAUCUUAUGUCUGGCAUGUGGAAGACAGCUGCAGAACGAUUUUUUCUUUGGAUUGGGGGUUUUCGGCCUUCAGAACUUUUAAAGGUUCUCUCACCACAGCUUGAUCCUUUGACUGAGCAACAAGUUAUUUCUGUCUGUAACCUGCAACAAUCUUCGCAGCAAGCUGAAGAUGCACUUUCCCAAGGAAUGGAUAAGCUUCAACAAAAUCUUGCUGAGACUCUAACAUCUGAUUCCUCAGGAACCUCUGGUGUUUCGGAUUACAUGGGACAGAUGGUGAAUGCAAUGGGGAAACUGGAGGCUCUUGUAAGCUUCGUAAACCAGGCUGACCACCUUCGGCAGCAAACCUUGCAGCAGAUGUACAAGAUUCUCACAGUCCGCCAAGCAGCACGAGGCCUUCUUGCAUUGGGCGAUUACUUCCAACGCCUUCGUGCCCUUAGCUCCUUGUGGGCUGCCCGACCUCGUGAACCAGCUUAGAAACUUCAGAACCUGUACCUUGCAACAUGCAAUGUCGUCUGUGACCAAGAAGCUGCUAGGGGAACGAGAUGGUAGGAAGGUAGCUGCUAUCAUCCAGAUUCUGGAGUAAUUUUAUCAAUAAAAUAGUCACCCAAAUUGAAAGCAGGGAACUGAAAUGGAGAUAAUCUGUAAAUAUUUAUGACAGCUCCAUGACCUCUGGUUGUGAAGCCGUAUAUGAUGUCGUAUGUUGUAAAUUAUGUUGUAACAAAUUCUAUCUUUCCUUUAAGAACAUCUGUGGAUUUAUCCGGGUUCA